GGGGAAUCCUGCUUGCCAAGGUUACACGCCCCUUCGGUAACGCACUCCUCGUAUCUUAUCCCAGGUCAACCUCUACAACCUCAUUGCCCAUUGCCUUCUUCAACCGUAGUGUCAAUCUUCUGUCUACGAAUCUCACUAGCAUUGCGUACAAAUCGAUCAAUAUGCUUCUCAUAGGCCUCACUAAGUCUAUCACGACCGGCAAAUCAUCAUAUGACUGAUAGAGUGUUGCGCCUUCCUCGAAGUACCUCGCGUUAUUACGCUGCUCCCGCGAUCGACAGCGACCACGCACCCUGGAGCCAGAACCAGGGUGGUUUCCACCAGUCCGAGAUUGUGUGUAUCUUGAACGCGCUGUGCGCGAAUGCGGAUACGUACGCUUUCACUGAGUACGACUACUAUUUUGGGGGAGUGAUGUCGGACUAUUGGGCGAACUUUGUCAAGACGUUGGAUCCGAUUAUCGUGGGAUCGGGGUAUGGUGGGAACUUGACGAGGUGAGAAACAAAUGAUUGGAUAUGCGGGUUGGGGAUGGGUUUGGGACCACGAAGGUCGCGGAGCCGGAUGGAUCUGAUGAUGAAGUGUUUCGCUCAGCAGAGCCCGUACCGAAAUGCGAUGAAGAAGUCUGCUACUGGGAGAUCCUGCCUGUCCAAGCCGCGACGUAUGAUGAGGUACUCGAGCUUUCGAAGAAGUCAAUGGCAGACGUGGUGAUGCCUGGCUACGUGACGACGGUCAAGAUACACCCAAAGCUCGAACACGCCAUUGCAAGAAAUUAGUUGGGAAAAGCCUGGGGCUGAGAGGGAAAAGGGAUGAGAGGAGGACUGAUGCUCUUGGUAGCUAAAGACCAGUCAAUUGCCUGCCCAUCUGCA
Messenger RNA from Paraphaeosphaeria sporulosa, 860 nucleotides. RefSeq lists its product as uncharacterized. The record is from RefSeq and is a predicted model, not a curated record. The transcript has a single exon. Lineage: Eukaryota; Fungi; Ascomycota; Dothideomycetes; Pleosporales; Didymosphaeriaceae. The coding region runs from base 211 to 492 and encodes 93 amino acids.